AUGUCAAAAAUAUCAGUAUCCGGAUCGAUCGAUCGACCAGAGGUGCCCAUGAUCGCACCAAAAGUCGAGACCGACGACGAGUCGAUGCUAGCAGAUUCCCCAUACGUUUCCGGUGGCAAGAGAAACGGUUCGCCUGGAGACUACUCGAACGGCCUGAAAAGGGCAAGAGAUGAGGAAAACUCUCCAACCUCAUCCGGGCACGCCGCUGGUCACCGUCCAGUGACAUCGUGUACCCAUUGCAGACAGCAUAAGAUUAAGUGCAACGCUUCUGAGCGCUUUCCCGUGCCGUGCUCCAGGUGCGAGCGUAUGGAUCUAAAGUGCGAGAUCGACCCUCAAUUCAGACCAAAGAAAGGCUCCCAGCUGCAGUCGUUGCGCAACGACGUGGACGAGCUGCGCAAAAAAAUCGAGUUUCUUACCAAGAACGAGUCGCUUAUCUCCAACGUGCUGCAGUCCUCUAACCCCGACCUGUUGCAACAACUCAAGGAUAAAAAAGCUUUUCCCGCACCCCAUGCUCCAAACCCACAGCCGGCCCCUGUGCUCAAUCAGGGCCCUCCCAAACCAGCCGUCACCACGCUCACGCCUAUCCCGAUCUCAAACACCAACUCAGUCCAGAGUAAGGGGUCCGUGUCUGAGUUCGCUCUGGGUGACGUGAAGAUCUCGUUUGAGAAGGCCACAGAGUUGCACAGGCGGUUCGUGGAUAACUAUCUGCCGUAUCUCCCCAUCAUGAUUUCCAACGACUGCAUCGAACUCUAUCAGCAAUCGCAGCUGCUUUUCUGGACAGUCAUGCUCACAGCCUGUCUCUCGGACCCGGAACCCGAUCUCUACUCGUCGCUGGCCGCCUUGAUCAAACAACUGGCUAUUGAGGUCUCGUGGAUCAGAACUCCAAGAAGCACACACAUCGUUCAGGCGCUCCUGAUUCUGGGGACGUGGCCACUGCCCAACCAGAAAGUGCUGGACGAUUGCUCGUACAGAUUUGUUGGACUGGCAAAGAACUUGUCUUUCCAGUUAGGUCUCCACAGGGGAAAAUUCAUCAGCGAGUUUUCCAGAACGCAGGUGGCUCUUCCCGAUGCCGAGAAAUGGAGAACAAGGACCUGGCUUGCCGUGUUCUUUGCCGACCAAUUCUGGGCCUCGAACUUGGGUCUUCCCCCAUCCAUGCAGACCGACUUCCUGUUGGAGCAGGCCAGAAUUGACCAGACGUUGCCCAAGAACUUUAGAUGUCUGAUCUCUUUGGCUAUCUUCCAAGCCAAACUAGUCAACGUGAUGGGCUCGAGCGUGACGAGUCCCGACGGAUUGAUGGAUCCUCGCAACAGAGCAGGCGCUUUGGCCAUCUUGGAAAGAGAACUCGAGAGACUGGCGUUCAAGCUCCAGAUCGACGACAUCGUGGUCGAAAGCUACUACCUCUACGUGCAGCUGAUGGUGUGCUGCUUUGCGUUCUUACCAGAAACACCAAGCGAGGACCAGACAAAGUAUGUCACACAGGCGUAUCUUUCUGCCACAAGAAUUGUCACCAUUGUGUCCAAGCUGACCGAGUCGCGACAGCUGACCGAGUAUCCGAUCUACGUUCGCCAGUCUGUGUCGAUGGCCGCAUUUGUUUUGUUCAGACUCCAUCUGACGCCAUAUUUAUUACCAAAGUACAUUGAUUCGGCCAGACAAUCUAUCGUGACAGUGCACAGACUGUUCAGAAACAUGCUUGCGGCAUGGAAGGAGGUCGAAAACGAUAUUAGCAGAACGGCCACAGUGCUGGAGAAGUUGAACUUUGUCAUCAUAACACAUUCAGAGCUAUUCACCGAGACAGACGGCAUCAUUGCGCGAAUGAGGUCGCACCUGACGGGCUCGUUGUUCUACGACCUUGUGUGGUGUAUCCACGAGGCCAGAAGAAGGCUCAUUGCGGAGCAGAACUCGCCUGUCAAAGAAACAAAACCGAAACCGAAACGCAAAGUUCUACCACUUCCAUUCUACAACCAGAUCACCAAAGACGACUUCAGAGCAAUAACCACCACCACGCCGAACGGAACCACAGUGACGACUCUUGUGCCGACGAACCAGGCCAUUUCGAACGCCCGUGCUAACGCGUCUGCCGCUGGUCACCAGAACCUGACGGAGAUCAACGGUAUUCCUUUGGCGAUGCUCGAUGCCACGGGCUCUUUGCCUGAGAAGGGCCGCAAGUCCACGGGCGAGUCCAUGGAGCCGCCAAAGAUCACCGCAGACACCAAGAAAGCAACUAGAGGCCGCAAGAGAUCCAAGACGGCAACCGGUACCCGUCCAAUAGCUCCUGCUCCACCAAGAGCCGUGAACGGGAACGGUCCUCAGCUGCCACUGGAACAGUCGCUGUUCUCUGCCCCACCGGUCGACCAGGCCAUGUUCCCGCAGGUGCAGCAGCAGGUGCUUUCGCAAUCGCCGUCCACAGGCAACUCGCGGAGUAACUCGAACGAGCAUUCGCCAGCAAACUCAGAUUCGCUCAACAACAACGUGUUCAUCGACUCCAUCUUCCAGCAGCAAGGCGGCGCCAACUGGAUGGACAGCAGCGACGACUUCCUUGGAUGGUUCGACAUCAAUAUGGCCCCAGAGUUCUGA
This is a messenger RNA of Ogataea philodendri, 2574 nucleotides long. RefSeq lists its product as uncharacterized. The transcript has a single exon. Gene Ontology annotation, cellular component: nucleus. Bases 1 to 2574 code for a protein of 857 amino acids. NCBI's taxonomy places the organism in Eukaryota, Fungi, Ascomycota, Pichiomycetes, Pichiales, Pichiaceae. The record is from RefSeq and is a predicted model, not a curated record. Gene Ontology annotation, molecular function: zinc ion binding; transcription cis-regulatory region binding; DNA-binding transcription factor activity, RNA polymerase II-specific. Gene Ontology annotation, biological process: DNA-templated transcription; regulation of DNA-templated transcription.